Molecule: messenger RNA, 1011 nt
Organism: Electrophorus electricus (electric eel)
Lineage: Eukaryota; Metazoa; Chordata; Actinopteri; Gymnotiformes; Gymnotidae
Source: RefSeq, a predicted model, not a curated record
AUGGAUCCCGCGGAUUGCGAUGCACCACCGGAGGAAGCGCCAAGUAACGACGCGUGCGUCCCCAGACGCAGGUCUUGUGCUGGGUCUGACACGGGGCUCGCCGCACACGACGGGACGAACGGCGACGCAAACCUUGUGCACAGCCCCGAAGCGAGCAAGUCUCGUCCGCUGGGCGGCGAAGCCGUGCGUCCGUGUCCCGGUGACUCCGGUCACACGGUGACCUGCACAGUCACCAUAGCGCUGGCCAUACCUCCAGAAUCGGGGAAGAAACCCCCCAACAAGGUGGUGUCCGGUGGCGCAGGGGGGACGCACAAACCGCAGGCAUAUUACCAUGUUGAAUACAAUCUCCUUCCUGACGGCGAGGAGCCGACCAGAGUAGACCUCGUGCUGUUUGGCUCGGCUGCGAAGGUCUACGCAGGGAACGAGACGAAGGUACUGAAACCGUGGCAAGAGGGGAAUGACCUUUGGCUGGCCUGGUCUCAGUCUGUGAAACUCAGUGUGACCAGACAGCUGCUUGUUAAGAUGCCCACACACAAAAUCACCUUCAGGGUUUGGGACCUGAAGGACAGAGUGUCGGCCAAAGCAAGAUAUGACCGCCUCAAAGCCUUCAGGGCGCCCCCAGGAGAGAGCCCGGAGGAGCCAGAUCAAGCAGGUGGCGUUAAGAGCCUGGUGUGUAAACUCAGAGAAGGAGCUGAGAAGCAGAAUCCAAGGAACAGAGCCACAAAGUCACAGAGACAGAACGCACCAGUGGAGAACAAGAGUUCUUUACAGAUCAACUGCAGCACAGACGGGAACGUCGAACAAAAAGCCAUUGCAGCUGCCCCCUUGUGUGUGGCGCAGAGUCCUGGAGGAGUAACAUCGCAGAAGGCCGUGCAACGUUCCCGCCAAAGUUUCAACAGAUAUGUCCAUUAUGGAGCCGUGGACAAUCCUGGAAGGACUGAUGUAAAGAAGACUGAUCUUGCAGCUGUUAGGCAACAAGGCAAGGAUAUGGCGGUCUCAGAUGAGGAGUAG